AUGAAAAUGCAAUACAAAAAAUCAAUUAUCUCUGCAACAUUAGCAUCGACUGCCCUUUCUGCAUAUGUUCCACAUGAGCCCUGGGAUACUUUGAUUCCAACUGCAACCUAUAAAGGCGGUAUUAGUGAUUAUCCCUCGACCUUUGGGAUUGCUGUCGUGCCAAUAGUUGCAGCGGCAACAUCCCAGCCAGUUGUGGGGGAAAGAGCAUUUAAAAGAGAAAUCAAUGAAGAAAAUAUUAAAGAUUUUGUGGGUGGAAACUUUGCUAAACCUGCUGAAGAUCGCAAGUUAGUGGUUCCAGUAUCACAAAUUCCAGAUGGCCAAAUUCAGGCCACGACAUUAACAUCGACUAUUAUAAUAAGAAAAACUAUAGUUCCUGUCAGUCAAAUUCAUGAUGGUCAAAUUCAGGCAACUGCAACGACCCCUCAACCAAAGAAAACUGUCGUUCCCGUUACUCAAAUCCAUGAUGGUCAGAUUCAAGCUACUAAUAUUCCGACUGUGCAAUUUAAUAAUGAGAACCGAGUAGGAAUGGAAGCCCAAGAGCAAGAAUUGGAAGAACAGGAUGUAGACGACCAAAGUGUCGAGGAAGAGGAUAUAGCAGAACAAGAUGUAGGUGAAGAAAGUAUGUUUGAAGAAUAUGAACCUUUUGAAAAAAGAUCAGAUAUUGAUAUUGAAGAUAUUACGGCAGCAGAUGCUUGCUACUCUGAAGGUAUAUUAGCAAUGACUUUGAAGGGUGGUAUGCUAACUGAUUCUAAGGGUAGGAUUGGUUCUAUUGUUGCUAAUAGGCAAUUCCAAUUUGAUGGUCCCCCACCACAAGCUGGUACGAUAUACGCUGCUGGUUGGAAUUUAACUCCAUCUGGCAAUUUAGCCAUUGGUGAUAAUGAUGUAUUUUAUCAGUGCUUAUCCGGUAAUUUCUAUAAUUUAUAUGAUCAAUCUAUUGGCGGGCAAUGUUCACCAGUUUAUCUGCAAAGUGUCAAUUUAGUCAAUUGUUAA
Vanderwaltozyma polyspora DSM 70294 is the source of this 990-nucleotide messenger RNA. RefSeq lists its product as uncharacterized. Gene Ontology annotation, molecular function: structural constituent of cell wall. Gene Ontology annotation, biological process: fungal-type cell wall organization. The coding region runs from base 1 to 990 and encodes 329 amino acids. The record is from RefSeq and is a predicted model, not a curated record. The transcript has a single exon. Gene Ontology annotation, cellular component: fungal-type cell wall. NCBI's taxonomy places the organism in Eukaryota, Fungi, Ascomycota, Saccharomycetes, Saccharomycetales, Saccharomycetaceae.